Molecule: messenger RNA, 982 nt
Organism: Drosophila obscura
Lineage: Eukaryota; Metazoa; Arthropoda; Insecta; Diptera; Drosophilidae
Gene: c12.1
Product: protein CWC15 homolog
Exons: 2
Coding region: 118-861 (247 amino acids)
Biological process (GO): mRNA cis splicing, via spliceosome
Cellular component (GO): catalytic step 2 spliceosome
Molecular function (GO): RNA binding
Source: RefSeq, a predicted model, not a curated record
GCCAUCUUACGCAUCUCUAGCAAGCAGCUGUGACAACCAAACGAGCAGCGCAUUUCUGGAAAAACAUUUACAAUUAAUUGUGUAAGCUGCCGCUGAGCUAAAAAACAAACCCGAAAUAUGACUACAGCCGCACGUCCCACGUUUGAUCCCGCCCGCGGUGGCUCUGGGCGUGGCGAGAAGGAUUUGAGCGCUUUGAGCAAACAGUACUCGAGUCGCGAUUUGCCAGGCCACACCAAGCUGAAGUACAGGGAGCCAGGACAGGGCACAACCGAGGAGAUCCGCAGCCGCGACUUCCGCAAGGAGCUGGAGGAGCGUGAGCGCGAGGCGCGUCCUGGGGCCACCUCGGGCAAGGCCCUACCCUCGAUUGUGCGCAAGGCCAUCGAGGCAAACAACGCCAGCGGCAGCACCAACAAGCGUGCCAAGGUUGAUGGCCAGGUGCUGCAGCAACAACAGCAGGCCAAUCUCGAUGCGGACGAGGCCUUGGACAACGACUCUUCCGAUUCGGACAGCGACUCUGACGACGAUGAUGCCGCCCUGCUGGCCGAGCUGCAGAAAAUUAAGCACGAGCGCCUGCAGGAGACAGCCCGACGAGAUGCCGAGAAAAGUCGCGAGGAUGAACGUAUCCGCAUGGAGAACAUUCUUUCCGGAAAUCCCCUGAUUAACUACGAGCCGGGCACUGCGGCCUCCGCAGCCGGACGGGCCUCUGGCCUGGGCGGUGACCUCAAGAUCAAGCGCCGCUGGGACGACGAUGUCGUGUUCAAAAACUGCGCCAGAUCGGCGCCCGAAAAAAAAACGCACUUUGUCAACGACGCCUUGCGCUCUGAUUUCCACAAGAAGUUUAUGGACAAGUACAUUAAAUAGACGGAUUAAGAACUAAGAACCAUGCUAGGAUUUAAUUGAAAAUGUAAUGAUUAAGAACUAAAUCUGUAUAACUUUCAGCUGCUUUCUGCAGGCAAUUAAUUAAAAUCGACAUUUUGUAUAC